AUGGCGGCGCAGUACGUGCUGUUUGCGGUGUUGCUGGUGCCGCUGAGUGUGCUGAUUGGGGGCGCGUACGGUGGUUCCUGCCGGGAGGCCACCCUCUGCUGCAAUGGGCGCGAUUCGUCGUGCGUGGUACAGAAGGCACCGCUGAACGCGAUCAUCGAGGACCUGAACGAUAAGCCGUGCUACUGUGAUCACGCCUGCCUGAAGCUGGGCGACUGCUGCGAGGACUUCAAAUCGCACUGCGGAGUGAUCGACUGCAUCGUCAGUGAAUGGGGCCAAUGGAGCGAAUGUGACACGGCCUGUGGCAACGGUAUGAUGUCGCGCACUCGCAUCAUUGAGCAGAAACCACAGAAUGGUGGCAAACACUGUCCGUCCCUGGUGCAGAAACGUGGCUGCCAGGGCCUGAAAUGUCACAACCAUCACGACCGGAAGGCGCUACGAGAGACUGCACUGCUGCUACCGGCCGCCCUGUCCAAGAGCCGCCACGAGAACGAUACCAGCGACAUUCGGCGAAAUCUACGAUUGCGCUACAAGAACGCAUUCAAGCACAACCGAGGAAAUGAGUACUGCGUGGAGUUCGAGGUAAUCAAAGCGACGAAGGCAUGUCACAAGGACAACACCUACCGUGGAUUGGCCGAGGGUGAGCGAGUGAUCGUACGCUGCGACCUGGAAGCGCUGCACGAAGACAAGACGGUCGAUACGCUGUCGAGCAACUCGGUGCAGGACGACGAGGAACCGGAAACGCCCAAGUAUCGCUGUCGGGGUGAUGGAUUGACGGGGCGCAACACACGCUUCACGACGCUCGCCAUGCCGGCCUGCCGGGGCAAGUGGAUGCGCCUUACCGUGGGCCAACCGAAAAAGUGUCCCUCCAGCGACGCUCAGUUCAUUUUCGUCUAA
Anopheles marshallii is the source of this 894-nucleotide messenger RNA. RefSeq names its product somatomedin-B and thrombospondin type-1 domain-containing protein (gene vex). The record is from RefSeq and is a predicted model, not a curated record. Bases 1 to 894 code for a protein of 297 amino acids. Lineage: Eukaryota; Metazoa; Arthropoda; Insecta; Diptera; Culicidae. The transcript has 4 exons.